Molecule: messenger RNA, 1531 nt
Organism: Blepharisma stoltei
Lineage: Eukaryota; Ciliophora; Heterotrichea; Heterotrichida; Blepharismidae
Source: the annotation of a GenBank genome assembly
AUGGUACGAGAAGAGCUCCAAAAAUUCGUCUGUGGAGGAAUAGCUGGCGCUGUAGCAAAAACAUCAAUAGCGCCGUUUGAUAGAGUCAAAGUCCUUUUUCAAACAACAGUCCGAUCCUUUUCACUCAGAAGUGCUUAUUUUGAAAUCUCUCGAAUUUAUACCCAAGAAGGAAUCAGAGCUUUUUGAAAAGGAAAUUUCGUCCAACUUGUAAGGAUGUUAAUGUUAAUGCUGAAUAUUUAAAGUCUCUACUUCCAGUAGCGUGUUGGCACAAGCGAAUUGGGUGGACUUCCACCUCUGGUUCCUCUGAGCCCAGGCCGAAACCCCUGGUUUCUCGGUAGUGGGUUGCCCUUUUUGUGUCCGCAGACCUCUGCCGGGCACCACCAUUUCCAACUCAGUCCCUUCGCCCUUCUAAGGCCAACUGUACCUACCCUGGCCGAUGUCGUCCACAUAUUUCGGGACCCUUUAACCGGAGGAACCGCUUUGUUUGAGAGUCUAGCCUGCUUCCCCUUUUACCAGGUCAUCCCCCUGAGUAAAAACUCAACCACUUACGUGAUUCGGGGCAAAGCCAUCAAGAGCAGCCUGAGCAGGGAAAUCACCCUGCUCCAUUUCGAGCACCCACUGGCUAGGGUGCUGCUGGAAAAAGGAUUCACUAUUAACUACCCAAGGAUCAGGCCACAAAUCAGCGGGUCUGUGCUUAAGCCCAUCGCCUCUGGGCUCCUGAUGUUGCUGGGCUAUAUCAUUCCUCCUGAAAACCAUGCCCGGAUAUACAUGGGUUACCGUCACACGAGAGGACAGGUCGGACGUCAUCCGCCAUUUUAUGUAUAUCCAACUUGUAAGGAUAAUUCCAUACUCAGCAAUUGUAACAAUAACAUAGCAAUUCAUGAUGUAUGACUAUUUCAAAAGAAACUAUUUUCAGUCCACGACAAACCAAGGCAGAGCUCAAACUUUGCUUUAUAAUUUUCUGCCAGGAUCAAUUGCGGGAGCAAUAGCAGUGACGUGGACUUAUCCUUUUGAAGUUGUAAGGACACGACUAGCAGUGCAGGUCACGUCGAAAAUCUACACAGGAAUCUUCCAUGCUUUCUCUCAUAUAGGACAUAAUGAAGGGUAUAAAGGUCUUUUUAAUGGUUUUUCACCCACAAUGUUAGGAAUAGUUGUGUACAGCGGAACAACAUUUUCGUUGUAUUUUUCGUCAAAAGAAAUUAUAGGUCACAAAGGCUCAAAAGAGCACUUUCUAUUUGGAGCAGUUUCAGGGCUAUUAGGGCAAUUAUCAUCAUAUCCUUUUGAAGUCAUUAGAAAAAGAAUGCAGGCUCAUGGAUUCAUUGAAAAAGUGUCAUCCUUUAAAUCGUCAUCUGGAGAUUUUGCUUUAAAAGGAUGGAUGAGCUAUGGAUUCAUGAUAGUGAAAACCGAAGGAGUCAAAGGUCUAUUUAAAGGCUUUACUAUGAAUAUGGUAAAGUCUCCAAUUGCUUCCGGAAUAGUGCAUACUUCAAACGAAGCUCUAAACCUAUAUGCAAACAAGAGCUGGAAGAAAUAA